Molecule: messenger RNA, 2274 nt
Organism: Labrus bergylta (ballan wrasse)
Lineage: Eukaryota; Metazoa; Chordata; Actinopteri; Labriformes; Labridae
Product: solute carrier family 2, facilitated glucose transporter member 11
Biological process (GO): monosaccharide transmembrane transport
Cellular component (GO): plasma membrane
Molecular function (GO): hexose transmembrane transporter activity
Source: RefSeq, a predicted model, not a curated record
AGCCGUUGAAGGAAAUGAGAAAAUUAUUUCCCCUCAGUAAGGACUGCUAGGGCAUUUCCUCACCUCUUUGCUCGUUUUAUAAAGCUUAUUGUCUCAGCUCAUAAGAUUAUUAGUUGAAUACAAACUUUGACUUGUCGUUCGACGACAAUGUCAUGUGGUUUUCACGGUUAUUUUACUAAGGACAAUGCAGCACAGCACUGUUGAUUUGCCUUAGAGUCCCGUGUUGCGGCGGCCCACAUAACGGCGCAUGGAUGUUACCGGCAGAUGACAAGACGUUUCCUCGGUAGCCUAUAUUACUGCUGUGUGGAGCACAGAGGACACCUCUCCUCUGUGAUAGCAACACUCCUGAUGUCCUCUACAAGCGACCCAGAGCAAGAUGAAACCAGCAAACCAUCAGGUGGUGGCAGGACUCUUGCUUUGACUGUUUGCUCUGCUGCCAUUGGAGGCACCUUCCAGUAUGGAUACAACAUCUCAAUUAUCAAUUCACCUACCAGCUACAUCCAGGUUUUCAUCAAUGAUACCUACGUGAAGCGCUGGGGCACUGGCCUGGAGACUCCCCAGGUGACACUGGUGUGGACUCUGAUAGUGUCAGCUUUCUCACUGGGGGGUUUGCUUGGUGCCCUGUUAGCAGGACCUCUGGCGGUCCGCUUUGGAAGGAAGAACUCACUGCUUCUAAACAAUUCCUUCUUGUUUGCCGGUGCUGUGCUUGUGCUGACAUGCAGGAUGGCUGAAUCGUUUGAGAUGCUCAUCUGUGCUCGUUUUCUGGUGGGGAUGAACUCAGGGGUCAGUAUGAAUGUUCAACCCAUGUAUUUUGGGGAAAGUGCCCCAAAACACCUCAGAGGAGCUACCGCUUUUUCAUCUGCUGUCUUUACUGCGUUCGGGAUCUUCUUGGGUCAAGUUGUGGGACUCACCGAAGUUCUGGGUGCAGAGCCUCUUUGGCCCUACUUGCUGGCUAGUAAUGCUUUGCCAGGGUUGAUCCAGCUUCUUACCCUACCCUGGUUCCCUGAAAGCCCCAGGUACCUUCUCAUUGACCGGGGAGACAGGGAAGCAUGUGUCAAGGCGCUUCAAAGACUCCGGGGUGGGGAGGUCCCCGUCUCGGAGAUGGACGAGUUGCUUCAAGAGCAGCAGCUGCAAAAAUCGGCAGCCUUAAAUUCUGGAUCUGCAGCUUCCACAAGGACGCCCUGGUCCCUGUUUAAGAGUCGUGACCUGCGAUGCCAGCUCAGAACAGUCAUGGCAGCCAGUAGUGCCAUGAUGCUCUGUGGCAAUGACUCCAUCUAUUUCUAUGCCUCUUACAUCUUUCUCGAAGCAGGGAUCCCUCCAGAAAAAGUCCAGUACAUCACUAUUGGAACGGGGGCGUCAGAGUUUACAGCCUCCAUACUGAGUAACCUGCUGAUUGAACGUGUUGGCCGCCGGUACCUUCUUAUUGGAGGAUACUGCCUUAUGUCUUGCUGGUCUUUAGUCUUCACUAUAGCUCUUACCUUACAGAGCCACGGGGUGGCUGGGAUGCCCUACCUCAGCAUGGCAUGUGUUUUUGCCUACAUCCUCAGCUUUGGCUUGGGCCCUGCAGGAGUGACCGGGAUCUUGCCAGCGGAAAUAUUUGACCAGGCAUCUCGACCGGCAGCGUACAUGGUUGCCGGCUCGUUUAUGUGGAUCAGCCUGUUCUUGGUGGGAAUGCUGUUUCCCUUUAUAGUCGGCAGCCUGGGAAACAUCUGCUUUCUGCCAUUUAUGGCCGUGUGUGUGUUGUCUUCGGUGUUUUUAGGACUUACCUUACCAGAGACUAAGGGUAAGACGCUUUCUGAGAUUACUGCAGAGUUCGAUAAAAAGAAUGGAGUGAAAAGGGAGAAUCAAGACAUGCAGCUAGAUGACACCAUUGGGGAUCAGUACAAGUUGGGCAAAGCCGUCUCCUUUACUUCCCUUACACAAGAUCCAGACCACGACCCCGACCAAAAGAAUCAGGUAUGAAAUUUGAGGCCAACCAGUUACAGAUCUAAUUGAACACGUAGUGCCUUUGUAACAUCUUUAUGCACUGUCAGUGCUGAAUAGAUUACUUCACAUCGAAUACACAUGGAGUAAUCUAUCCAGUUGUCCUAUUUAUGAAAGAUGGUCAAUGGAUCAUUUCUUUAAGUUUUUUUUAUUUUUUUAUUGUAGUUUGGUCACACAUCGUUAACGACCCUGUGUUUAAGAUUAAAUAUAGUCUUGACUAGGGCUGGGAAAUAUGGACCAAAACUCAUAUCGAUACUGUUUAGCUGAAUGGCGAUACUCGAUAUGUGUUGA